Messenger RNA from Fonsecaea nubica, 525 nucleotides. RefSeq lists its product as hypothetical. Bases 1 to 525 code for a protein of 174 amino acids. The transcript has a single exon. Gene Ontology annotation, molecular function: carbon-sulfur lyase activity. The record is from RefSeq and is a predicted model, not a curated record. Lineage: Eukaryota; Fungi; Ascomycota; Eurotiomycetes; Chaetothyriales; Herpotrichiellaceae.
AUGUCCAGCCAAGACGUCACAGACAUGUCGAAACCCUACAUUCCUCUUGCCGGGAGCGCCGAUGAUGGCUGGUCCACAGAGACAGAAGCCACAGCCACCUGUUUCUGUGGCGCCGUACAGCUGAAAUUCCCCACCGAGAAGCCCGGGUUUGUUGAUUCUUUCGUCUGCAAUUGCACCGACUGCCGCAAGAUCACCGCCUCAAUGUUCGCAUCGAACUUCAUCGUCGCCAGCGAUCAUGUCACGCACCUCCGUGGCAAGGACAAUCUGACAUCCUUCGCCCAGUCCAAGACUAUCGCCACGGGGCACACCAUGGCCAAUCAUUUCUGUUCCACCUGUGGCACGCUCAUGUAUCGCAUCAGUUCCGGCUUUCCAGACAAGCUUGUCAUGCGUAUCGGCACAGUCGACGACUUUCAUUUGCACGAGACAAAGUUAAAGCCUCGAGUGGAGCAGUAUGUUAAGAAUCGGGUUAGCUGGCUGAAGGGCGCGGAGGGUGUUGAGCAGGUUGAGGGAGCUUGUUUCCGCUGA